This is a messenger RNA of Bemisia tabaci, 1460 nucleotides long. Lineage: Eukaryota; Metazoa; Arthropoda; Insecta; Hemiptera; Aleyrodidae. The record is from RefSeq and is a predicted model, not a curated record.
AAGCAGUAAGUUGUAACUGUAGAAUGAAUGCCGAGCAAAUACAUGGUUUACUUGAACGAGUAAAACUAGGCGAUAGGUAUCUCACUGACUUCCUGAGUUUAGCGAGGCAAUCGUUCUGUUCCGCGAGGCUCUGGCUGUAUGGGGAAGAGGUACCUGUGGAUAUCCCGUAUGAGGUGGAAUCGAAGGAGCGGAAAUCUCCGGAGGAAAAAAAGAAGUUUUCUCGAUUAAAAUCAAUAUCGGGUGCAGCUGUUGUUUCACCACUUGUUGUGCAGCGGAUAAUACGUGAAGAGCACGAACGAAAGGCUCAGUUAAAAAGGUUAGAAAGAGAGAAAAACAAGAAAGUUGAAGGAUCUUCGAAGGAUCGUUCUAGGAAAGGUAAAGAUGCUGCUGAGAUCUCACCAGAUGAGGAACGGAAGGCUCGGGCAGAAAGGGAAAAAAACAAAAGAAUGGAAGCAUCUUCAGAGGAUCCUUCUAAGAAAGGUGAAAGUGUUGCUGAGAUCGAGAUGGAAGAAGAAGGAGAAAUUAUUGUGGGAGUGUUCCCAAGCAGAAAGGAACAUGAGGCGGCGUUCACGAAGGAGAGUUGCAAGAAGCUUUGCACAGAGUUUUUUGGUUAUGUCGUAAUGUGGCAUGGCUCUUUAAAGACGCGCUUAACAGAACCCAAACUUUUAGAUAACAGUAAAACUUGCAGCUGUAUCGUGAAUCCGGCUUUGACUCCACUGGCUUUAGAAACAGGUCUAGACACGACAUUUCUUGAAGAUUUCAGGCAUUUUUACUGCAAAGGGCAGCUCUGGUUCUCAAAUACCGGAAAAACCACUGGGCUCUUCUACAUUUCCAAUCAAUAUGAUAUGGAUAGCACACAGAGGAGAAACAGAGAGGAGACAUUCAACGCGGCAAAAGCUAGGGAGAUACAUGGAAAAAAAAUACCAGCAAUGAGGCUCUUUGAAGAAGCAAAGGAACAGUCUGAAGCAAAACCUCAUCAGUCCGAAGGAAGAGCUCAACAGUCCAAAGCAGGAGCUCAACAAUCCAAAGCAAAAGUUCAAUCUCACAUGAUUCUCGUGGGACGCAUACAUAGAAAUUUGAAGAAAACUUUAACGAUUGAAUCAUGCCAGAAAAAAUGUAAUGAUAAGUUUGGUUUCGUUGCCAAUUGGUCCGGAAUUGCUCCUCCAGGCGCCACUGGUCACAAUCGUCCACAAAUGACGUGGGCACCUAUACAGUUUACCACGGCAACAGUGUCGGCUGAUGGAAAAGAUUGUGAGUGUUACUUUAAUCAAGAAGAAAUAUUUGCAUACCUUGAAGGGAGAAAGGAUGAACUCGACCUUGAGGUUAAAGAAAUAAAAAAUGCUCUCCUUCCGAAGCUCGGGCUUGACGAGUACUGCCAUGCGGUGAGGUAUUUACAAGAGGUAAAGGUUAGAAUCGUGGAUGCGAAUGCUAGGGAUAUUAUUGUGCCCAACCAUUGAAAA